Messenger RNA from Protopterus annectens (West African lungfish), 1483 nucleotides. RefSeq names its product chromosome chr4.part0 C4orf47 homolog (gene CFAP96). The record is from RefSeq and is a predicted model, not a curated record. Bases 394 to 1329 code for a protein of 311 amino acids. The transcript has 8 exons. NCBI's taxonomy places the organism in Eukaryota, Metazoa, Chordata, Ceratodontiformes, Protopteridae. Gene Ontology annotation, cellular component: centrosome.
CCCCUCAGUUAUUCCAAAGGAAUUAUUCUCUAUGUUCAAAACUAACUACAACUCCCAUUGUGCUUUGUAAUGGAGCUGUUCUACCUAGCUGCAAAGGGGCGCUUUAUUUUUUUAAUUGUGUUUUCCAGGUAUUCGUUAGGAUUUCUUCUAAAUUAACACAUUGUAAUAUUACAACAACGAUAAACGGAGCAUUUUAACGUGUGCAUCUACUAUCCGCCCAUGACUUAAGUACACUUAUGUAUAACCUUUAUCACCCUUAAAUGGACUUUUCUAACUCCAAGGUAACGUGUAUCAACAAGCACCUGUUCUGUCUUGUACAUUGGAAGACUGUUAACUUUUUAUCUAUCAUCAGACAGAUCACGUGUAUACAUUGUCUACAUUCCACAUAGCACCAUGCCUGUGGAAGCAGGAAAAACAGAUAUGGAAAGAGUCGGCUACUUUAGUGAGAUGGGAUAUAUCACGAUUGGGGACAAAUAUGUGUCACCUCAUGGUAAGCCCUUUAAUGAAGAUGCACAUAAGAAAAGGCAAAUGAUGUCAACAAGUACUAAAGUGAGGUCAGCCCUUCAGACAGGAUACUUUGAACCUCAAUUCAGCCGGAUUUUUGAAGGUGAAAGCUAUUCCAAUCCUAUGCAGUUAAGGCGGCAGUAUCGACUGCAACAAGCCAAGAAAAACAUAGGCAAAGCCUUUCUUCCUAGCAAUGGAGAGAAAAAGCCAUCAGGAUUAGGCAACUUCUAUGGAACAUUGAGUGGUCCAAUACCAGCAUUGAGUGCAGCAAGUAAGCCAAAACAGCCUUACUCCUCACCAAAAAAGAAUCUUUUUACAAACCCACCAAAGCAUGGAACUGGAUAUGGUUAUCCUAAUCUGACCAUAGGCAAACAGUAUGAAUACUCCACUGAUCCCUAUGACAGAAUAAAAGAACUGAGUAAGAAGGAACUCGAGACUCACAAGAAACUAAUGAAAGCAGGGUCAUUUUAUGUAAACAUGCACCCCAAGGACUAUUUUGAAGGUAAUCCGUACAAAUCUGACAGACCCUUGCCUCCCCCAAAAAGAAUUGAAAGAAAACAUCAUGAUGUGAAACCAUUCAAACCAAGUUCACCUCCAAAAAUGGUAGGUGGUAUGAAAGCUGGAACAUUUGAUCCUUAUCCAUCCCAUUCUAAUGAUCCUUAUAUCAUUAAACGUUCCAAGAGUUCCAGCCAGAAGGGGGUGAAGGCCUUCCAUCCAUCACCUGGACAAAAGAGCACACUAACCCACAGCAUAGUGUCAGCAAAUGUCAUAAAGGCGGUUAAUCCCAUUAACUACAGAACUGUGCAGAGUGUAAUGGCAUACUGAAAAGCAAAGCCCAUCUGAAGAAUGAGCUGCUUGGAAGAAAAAGUACUUGGAAUACUCUAGUCAAACAUCACAGAUUUUUUUUGUGCUCUUUGUGAAACUCCCAAAGAAAUUUAGAUGUCAUAUCAAAAAAUAAAUUAAAAAUGACAUAAUCUCA